Ylistrum balloti is the source of this 585-nucleotide messenger RNA. RefSeq lists its product as uncharacterized. The transcript is spliced from 4 exons. Lineage: Eukaryota; Metazoa; Mollusca; Bivalvia; Pectinida; Pectinidae. Bases 1 to 585 code for a protein of 194 amino acids. The record is from RefSeq and is a predicted model, not a curated record.
AUGCGGAAUGAAAGAAUACAUCGUCAAAGACAGAAGCAAAUAGAAUUCCAGCAAAAGUUGAAGAAUCAGGUCCAGUCAUCAGACCAAACAACACUUAAUAACAUAGGCCCUCCUAUGGCAGCGUCCACUCCUGCUUACCCCUUGGGGCCUCCCAUCAGCACAUCCAGCCCCAAACCCAACAUAGGAAAACGUAGAGGUCAGCUUGGAAACACUGCACGUCCACAGAGUAACUCAGACCAGCCAGAUAAUGACAACAAAGACCAGCUGCUGAUUGAGGAUGGCAAUUUUGAAGAUGCUGAAAUAUGGAGUCAGUCCUUGGAUUUGGAGAAUAUAGAACCUAUGGAAGGGACUAAUACAGGGAAGGAAGUGAAAAGUUUAAACAAAAGUCGCACAAUUUAUAGCAACAACAGGAAGGCUCGGACACCAAGUAAACAGACAGGUAACACAGAACAGGGUACUCCAAAAGAUGUCACUCUCAACAGGCACUACCCUGUUACAAAGGCUGCACUACCUAGGAAGAUGCCUGGACAAAAUCCCCCAGAUGAUUACAAUGCAGUCCAGAAAAGACGGAGAGUUGAUGUAUGA